AUCAAGGUGUGUUUUCAUGUAAUCAGUAAUUAAUUUUACUUCCAUUUCUGUUUCAACAUAUUAAAGUAGAUAAUAUUUUGCAAGAAGGCCUCUCCGUGAGAAGGCUUCUUAAUUCCAGGCGGGGCCAGGCCUCUCUGGCCCCCGGGAUCUACGCCAACCACUGUGAGAGUGUGUGCGCACCAGUUGCUGCCUCAGAUACACAGUUUUAUCCAAGCUUCGACUUGCUUGUGCAGGCUGCUGUGAAGCGACAUGGCGUACAGCUGCAGAGCGGAGUCCGGACUCCAGCUCAUGGCCCGGCUGAGCUCUCGCCCCCCACUGAACGGCCUGGAGGACGUCGUCUUCUCGGGCGGGCCGGGCCACCAUGACACCGUCGAGAUCAGCGGGGACCCAGCGUCGGGGAAGACUCUGCUCCUGACCCAGCUCCUCGCUAAGUGCCUCUUGCCGAAGCGCGAGGAGAGCUGGAUCGUCGGGGGGCUUGGUGUGGGGGCGGUAAUCGUGGACACGGACCACCACUUCCAAGUCUUCAGGCUGGUCAACCUUAUGGAGUCGUGGCUGCGUAAGUGCGAGCUCGUUGACUCCAAAAAGAACAGGCUCAGCAGCAAGACAAUUGAAGCGAUAAUUAAAGCAUCCCUGAAGAAUCUGAUAGUCCUGAACUGUUACGACAGCAUGCAAAUGCUGGUGAACUUUCACUCCCUGGGUAAAAUCCUCACUGCAAAUCCAAACGUAAGUUUGGUAGUCCUGGAUAGUGCGACUGCGUAUUACUGGCAGGACGUCAUGGCAGGUGGUGUGAAGAAAAUGGAUCUGUAUUUGAAGAACAUCCUAGGGGCCAUGCACAAAUGCAUCCAAGAGUUUAAAGUGGUAGUGAUGUAUACGAAACAGAGUUACUUUCAGUCCAAGUUUAGUGAAGGUGCAGCGGAACUGGGGAAAAAUGUUUCGUACAGAAUCUCUCUCCAAAACAUGGAUGCAAAAGAUACAAGUAGCAACAUGUUUUAUGCUAACAUUGCAGGCCCCACAGGUAAUAAGAUGCAGAAAUAUGUGAUUGAUGGUGAUGGUCUUAGAUGGAUUUGUUAAGGGGUGUGUCCUGUUCCAGGUCAUUUUUUUUAAUUAAAUAAUUUUUUUUACUUUUUUUAGACUUUUAGUGUCUAAACUUUUACAAAUUAAAAAAUUUAGGUACAUCGUUGCAUACUAAUUAGCUGCCAAAGUGACAUUAUUCAUAAUUUUGUGCAGUACUGAUACGGAGUUUGUAAGAUGUCGCAGAACUUGUCAAGCCGUGAACAGUUAUAGGCCAAUUAAUAUCAGUUCUGAAUAAAAAAGGUUGCUGUAAUUUUUUAGCUAAAGGACUUUUUUUUUAAAUUUAAUCCUGCACCAAAAUAUUAUAUUAAAAAGUAUAGUAUAUAUAGUAUAUGUUAAUUUUUUGUUUUCAAUACAUAGUAAGGUUAUUCAGAAUUGUGUACAAAAAAGGAAUAAAUAGUAUAACAUGGAAAUUUGUAGUGUCUGUGUCUAUUACUUUUAAAUAUAUAUAUAUUAAAAAAAAACCUUAGUAAUUGGCCUUUCAACUGUUCUCUGCUUGCUCAAGUAAUGGGACAUCCUGUUUAUUGUACAAUGUUGUAACAUCGGUUCCGCAAGGAACCCAAUAGGUUACAAUUUACAGAAAACAAUUUACAAGAAGUGAAAAUAGUGUUCGGAUACAUGGAGACAAAGUCGUAGUAACAUGUGUAAGGCAAAUUUAGAACAGAAAUUUAAAACCCACUUGUAUACAACUUUAUUAAUGUGUCGGAAACAUACGUCACCUACAUUUACGUGUGUAGCCAAUGCAUAGCAACACUUUCAGAAACUAGAUAAUAGAGUUUAUUAUGACUAAAGAAGCACAACAGAUUUAUUUAUCCUGUUUCAUCCCUUUUUACCAUUUGGGUGGUUCUUGUUUUGGAAAAAUUGCAGCCAAACAAUUACGGCAUAAAUCCAGCUUUAAUGCAAAUCUGUGAGAAAAUUUUUUUGGGAUCUUUAAGUUUUUUAUCUCCCCAAAGCCUGAGUCAAAGAAAAUUUCUUUGGUUUGUCUUUGACUCUCUGUAGCUUUGCAUAACUCUAUUCAUUUGCAAGGGUGCAUCUGUGCCAAUAUGACUUGUUACACAUUUUUAAAGAUAAAAAAUACACACAGGAAC
Bacillus rossius redtenbacheri is the source of this 2159-nucleotide messenger RNA. It is a transcript of the gene Xrcc2, whose product is annotated as DNA repair protein XRCC2. The coding region runs from base 250 to 1071 and encodes 273 amino acids. NCBI's taxonomy places the organism in Eukaryota, Metazoa, Arthropoda, Insecta, Phasmatodea, Bacillidae. Gene Ontology annotation, molecular function: ATP-dependent DNA damage sensor activity; four-way junction DNA binding; ATP binding. Gene Ontology annotation, biological process: DNA strand invasion; double-strand break repair via homologous recombination. The record is from RefSeq and is a predicted model, not a curated record. The transcript has 3 exons. Gene Ontology annotation, cellular component: replication fork; Rad51B-Rad51C-Rad51D-XRCC2 complex; centrosome.